Molecule: messenger RNA, 1701 nt
Organism: Podarcis muralis (Common wall lizard)
Lineage: Eukaryota; Metazoa; Chordata; Lepidosauria; Squamata; Lacertidae
Source: RefSeq, a predicted model, not a curated record
UUCCUCUCCCCUUCCAGGAGCUCCAUUGUCCACAUCGAUACCCAUUUGAAGCAGAAAACCACAUCCUGCACCCUCCAGGUUCUCCCUCUCCCUCCCUCUCUCUCUCUCUCUCUCUCUCUCUCCAGAGACAAAGGAAGUGAUCUACCUAGUUUUCCCUCCCAACAGCAGCCGUUAACACCAGUUGUGAUAUGAUCAAGGUGCCUUGGAGCUAAGUGAGCACAGAGCUGGAGCCAGGUUGUCGUGGGAACUGCCUCCUUGGCUGCCCUGCCCAAGAUGGAACCCCGGAUGGAGAAGGGCGAGGAGACAGAGAACGUGAAGAUCACCUCCCAGCUCCUGAAGGCCAAGACGGGCGAGUUUGACCUGGAGUCUAUCCUGCUGCUGAAGCUCCGGGGCCUGGGCAUCGCAGACCUGGGCUGCCUCGGGGAGUGUGCCGGCCUGGAGUGGCUGGACCUGUCCGGCAACACCAUCGUCCACCUGGGGCCCCUCUCCUCCCUCAAAGCCCUGGCCGUCCUCAACGUCUCCUCCAACCGCAUCUCCAGCUUGGAGCCCCUGGCCGGCUGUGAGAACUUGCAGAGCCUCAACGCAGCGGGGAACUUGCUGAGCAGCCUCCAGCAGCUGCAGUGCCUGGCCGGCCUGCGGCACCUCGAGAGCCUGCGCUUCAGCGACCCGGUGGGGCGCCUCAGCAACCCGCUCUGCGGCGGCGCCGGGUACCGUACCGCCAUGUCAGAGAUGCUGCCGGGGGUCAAGGUGAUCGACGGGGAGCGGGUCUCCGGGCGCGGCAGUGAGCUCUACCAGCUCUGCAAGGACAUUGACAGCUCUCUCAAGCGCUUCCACGGAACCGGAACCGGCGAGCUCAGCGGCCUGGCCAAGCCCUGGGUGGAGGAGGGGUACUGGGACGUCCGCCCCGCCCGGAGGAGCUCCAUCGUGGAAGAGGCCUACAAGCAGUUCAACGAGGCCCUCCAGGAGUGCCGGGACCUGAGCAAGCGCGCCGACGACACCAUUUCCCAAGCGGAGAGGGCCCUGAGCGCCCGCUCCGAUUCCAGCUCGUUCGUCUUUUGAGCCGCCCUGCACUUCGACGCCCUUCCCUUGGCGUUGCCGAGCUGGGCAUUGUUCUUUCAGUAUCAUCCUUGUCACUCACUGGCCUGUGAAGCCAUUAUUUUGCCCUGGCCUCUGUCCCUUCUGAAAGCAGCGGGUACGUCCACACCCUUAACUGAACCUGUUCCCCACAGCUCCUGAGAAAGCUUGUAGGAUCUGUGUGACCCUCAGGUCCGAGUCAAAGAGCAUCGGGAGGAAGUUUUCAGCCAACGGGACUCUGAAAUCUGGAUUAUCAAGUCACAGCUCAGCUCGUGUUGGGACCUUUUGGGCUACUUCGGUGUAACGUGGAGCCUAGUUUUUUAAUGCGGUGUGGACUGGUGUGGUGCUCCUCAUCCAGCCCCCUUUCUUAGUAGGUUGACAUCUUGGAUCUACAUCCAUUCACCCUCAAGGAUGACUCUGUCUGUCUUCAAGACAAGGGGCCACAGUGCAGCGCCUCUCGGGCCUUGUCCUCCGAGGUGAUUCUCACGGCCCUUUUCCCCACACGGUGAAACCACAGCGAGUUGACUUAUCCAGCACGCAGACACAGAAUCAGCUUCACUUGUCUUUUUAGACCACCAAGUCCCCACAUCCUCCCGACUAAACCUUGUCGGUGACAUAUUCCCAACA